CCCCCCCUUCUAAGCAGAGAUGCUGCAGGAAAUGUACAUUGAGAGCGGCGGCAGAGUGUGAUUAGGCUCCUUCCCGGUUCCGUUCUGAUCUGCGCGUCAGGCUGGAUGGAGAGCAGGAGCGCGCAGAUGUCCCCAGGUAAGAGGAACGGCCUGAGCGGCGCGGUGACGUCUGACUCCGAGGGUCACGACAGCGGCCGGCCCCCCCGGUUUGUGUGGAGAGCGAGGCAGCCGCUGCUUCAGAGGGAGACAGAGGGGGGAAAGAAAGCGUCCUGAAACGUGGGCUGUUGUGUAAUCCCUCCCAGGGCCCCUUUGCUAUUUUUGUGCCUGGGUCCGCGCGUCACGGUUGGGUAUUUUCUCCGGUGACUCGCUGGCAUCUAUAGCUCUUCAGACGCACAGGAGCUGCGACACUGAUGGACUUGCUCCUCUGCUUUUGGAUGGUUUGUCGCCCAUGAGGAGAUCGGAGGAGCGGAGCUAUGAGGAAUGUCCCAUGUGACCGUGGAAAUGGGACGGGGGGGGCCGCUCCAAUGUCAGAUGACCCUUCCCUGCACUUCACUACAAUGCUAAUAUCUCCAGAGUUAUAUAACAGAUCUCAUCUUUGAAAAUCGAUCGCAAAGGAAGUAACAUUGGAUUCAUGGAGUCACUUGAAACUACUGCAGGGCUGAAAGGCUCCACAGAGGGUCACGACACGAAUGUUCUUCAGAACAAAUGCACAUCGGAGGCUGAACAGACCAAGAGGAGACCAUCGGCCGGUUCUGAAGGUAAAGUCUGGCACCACCAGCGUGGGGAAGCUCAAAGCGGAGUCACAUGUGGUUCAAAAGAAAUGCCUGACUCAGGGAAAUCUGUACAACUACAAGACCAGGUCCCCAAAGGCCAGGCCACCAGUCAUCACGAUCAUGAGGUACAUUCAGCACCGUCCAGUAAGCUGCUUUCUGCAGGAAGACAGAAGGUUGCAGCACAGCCUCUAGGAAAUGCAUCUCACAGGAAGUCCCCCGAAGUCCAGCAGCAGAGUUCUCCAUUGGGAACGGAUUCGCUCUUGGAGGCAACAUCCAGGGCCGAGCAGAAAGCACAAAAACCUGGGAAGUAUGUAUGCGAUUACUGUGGGCGGGCCUGUGCCAAACCCAGCGUGCUGAAGAAGCACAUUCGCUCCCACACCGGAGAACGGCCCUACCCCUGCGUCCCCUGUGGGUUCUCCUUCAAAACGAAAAGUAAUCUGUACAAGCACAGAAAGUCCCACGCUCACUCCCUCAAAGCUGGAACACUGUCGCUUUCAGAACUCGGUGCCUACGGUGUCAACACGGAUCAGGGGUCUUUCGAAGGGGAAGGAGAGGGAUUCUCUGAUGCAGAGCAGAGCACGGACACGGACGAGGACACCCUCAGUGACCCACUGCUGCUUCUGGACUCGCCAAUGGAGGGAUCUGAUUACACAGCAGUGAAAGUCCUGAAUCUCAUCGCUCAGAAAAAGGGAGCCACAUCAAUGUCACCCCAGGAGGGCUUAUCCCAACCCCAAGAAAUCAAUGCACCUCCAAUCCCAGCGGAGGCUGGCCGUGCAAUUCAGUCCUGCACUAUCAAACAAAGGCUUGCACUUCGACUUUCUGAAAAACGAAGCAGCGACUCUGAGAACAACCUGUCGCUCCCAAGCCAGUCAAGCAAAGGAAGCACUGACUCAGGGUACUUCUCUCGCUCUGAGAGCUCUGAACACCAGACAGGUCCUCCAAACGCAAAUGCAAAGUCCUAUCAGGAAAUCAUGUUUGGAAAGUGUUAUCGGCCAAGCCCCAAACAGACCUCAACUUUUGCUGCUUGUAGUUCCGAGUCAUGUCACGAGUACACUGAGAAGCUCUCAGAAAGAGGCGUCUCGCGAGUUUUCACCCAAGAAAAGGAGACUGUUGAGUCUAUCAAAAUAAACACAAAGUCACUGAUAAGAGACGAGGUGAAGGAGCUGCAGUUAGACCCUGAAAUGGGACCGCUCAUGAGAAGCAACUCUAUGCCAACAUCUUCAGCGGUUGGUCUGACGAUGCCACAAGCGCUCCGAGGCAGCCACUCGUUCGAUGAGAGAACAGGCACCGGGGGCAUGAGGAGACUUCAGCGGCAGGCUGCUUUUGAGACACACGAUGGCCACACGGAUGCUGACAACCACGGGAAGAUGGGGGAGGUUAGCGUUUCCCCCGUGGGGCUGGAAAUGGAAAACUACUCCCUCGUGGUGACCAGUAUGACCCAACAAAGACAUGCGGUGGAACUGGCAACACGGAAACGUCGCAAAGAAAAGAGGGAAGAGGAGGAAAUGCCGGGCCAAUAUGAAGGCCAUCAAGAGCAGUGUGAAGACAUGUUGGAGUCAACCAAAGACUAUGAUUUAAAACAAGCAGCAAUGGGCAUUAUUGCUCUAGGGAGAGGAUAUUCGGAGAGGUGUGACAUGGACCUUUCUGUCACCCCUGAAAUGUCAGCGCGAAAAACCUUAGGGAACGUCAUUUCUGUGAUUCAGCACACCAAUUCAAUAACCAAGCCUCACGUUGAGCAGUCAGAGUAUUUUAAAUAUCACGGUCCGAGAUCGGAGGGCAUCCCUUCGUAUCAGCUGAUGGAGGCAAGCGACUCUUUCGAGAUGGAAGGUGACGGCAGGUCAAGGCAGUCUGUCCAACUUGGACCCAAACUUAUUCGACAGUCCAACAUACAAGUACCAGAAAUCCGGGUCACCGUCGAGCCUGAUAGUCCAGAAAAAGCUCCAGAGGUGCAGGUGAAGGAACCAGAGAAGCACACAGAUGAGUUUCAGUGGCCUCAAAGGAGUGAAACUUUAGCACAAUUCCCUCCAGAAAAGCUCCCUCCAAAGAAGAAAAGGCUUCGCUUAGCAGAAAUUGAGCACUCCUCGGGCGAGUCUAGCUUCGAGUCUGCCUGCACCAGUCUUUCCCGCAGCCCGAGUCAGGACAGCAAUCUGUCUUACAGCUCCACUUUUUCCUUUGACAGGGAAGAGAACUUAAAGUCAGCCUCACCAGCCAGGCAAGAUGAAUUUGGCAAACCCCUGGAGCUCCUUGCUGUGCCCGGCAGUGGGCACUCCCUGUCUGUGCUCAGCCAGCGGCAACAGCACGAAAUGAGACGCUCUUCCUCUGAGCAAGCGCCAUGCAACUUGCGCAAAGACUUCCCAGAGGUUCGGAGUGUUUCAUUUGACUACGGCAGCCUUUCCCCAACGUCCAAAGUUAGACACACAGACGUCGGCGAAGUCAUUGAGAAAAGGAGGGUGAACUUGGUCCGACAAGAGUCCUUGAAUAUGGACACAGAGGUGCCACAAGCGCUCCCACAGUACCUAAGCACCACCUCUUCUCUGUUCCCAGCUGUUCUACCGCAUGCUUUGCCAAUGUUUUCCACCACAAAUGUGUUUCCCCAGCUGCCACAACCAAGCUUGUUGGUUCCCGUUCGAAUCCAGACCCAUGUGCCGUCCUUUGGCAGCAUCACGUACACCUCAGUAUCUCAGAUUGUUGACAAUAUGUAUGACAGCGUGAGAUCUGUUACUGCAAUUCUUCAGAGUCGGAGUUCACAGUUCUGUGGAAGUCCUGAUCCUCAUCAUGGACCGUCUCAGCCCAAACCUCUGGCAGUUCAAACUUUCAAUUCUGAAGCCCUUGAUUUAUCAUCAGCUAAGCUCAAAACGGGCUUCCCUCUGUCCCUGACCUCCAGAACCAUCUCUACCACCAACGCCUCCAGUGGAGGCGCAAGCAAACGUAUGCUGUCACCUGCCAGCAGUCUGGACAUGUUCAUUGAGGUCAAGCAGCAAAAACGGGUCAAGGAAGAGAGAAUGUUUGGGCAGAUUGUAGAGGAGCUGAGUGCUGUGGAGCUGGGAAAAUGCCAGUUAAGUGAGAAGAAGAGUUUAAAAAUGCAGACUGCACCAGCAGCUCCCGCUCAGGGGGAGUCAUGCAGGACUGCAUUUGUCGACCUUUAUCAAAAAGGGACGGAGGCCGUCGACCAAGGCGCGGAGGCCUCCUCCUCGCCUCCUCAUGUCUUUCUAUCAGUCAGCGAAGUGAAGGUGCAGAUGGAGACGGGAGCACAGCUGGUUUCCAGCCCAGACAUCCUGACCUCAGACACCAAGCAUCCUAGGCUCAUAUCUCACUUUCCAAGUCUUCGCACCACGACAGGUGUAAGCUGGUGUUAUCUCAACUUCACUAAGCCGAGCUGCUCUCACGCCGACACCGCUCUUUCCUCGGUUUAUGCUACAUGGUGCGCGAUUUCCCACAAUCCCAAUCCUCUGGAGCUAAGUACCAGCGCUGCUCUGGCUCUGCUGCAGUCCAGACAGAAGGGAGAAAAGGUCAUUUACACCAUGGCAGCCAUGUGCCCGCCCGGCACGGGGAAGCUCGUUUCAUCCCUCCUCUUAUGGAGGCAGAGCGCUGAACAGCUGCAGAGGAAACCAGAGCCCAAAGAAGUGGACAACGUCACCUUCGGGAAGAAAGCGAAAGACAUCAGCUGCAGAGCCAAAACCGCCAAGGAGGAGUGGAAAGACAGGGAGGCCUCCGCAAACCAGACAGCGCCAACACGGAUUAAGAUCUUUGAGGGAGGGUACAAGUCCAAUGAAGAGUAUGUGUAUGUCAGAGGCCGAGGGCGGGGAAAAUACAUUUGUGAGGAGUGCGGCAUCCGCUGCAAGAAGCCAAGCAUGCUCAAGAAACAUAUCCGGACCCACACAGACGUGCGACCGUACGUCUGCAGGGUCUGUAACUUUGCUUUCAAGACCAAAGGAAAUCUGACGAAACACAUGAAGUCAAAGGCUCACAUGAAGAAAUGCCUGGAACUUGGAGUGUCAGCAACGAUGGACGAGACGGAGAUCCAGGAACAUGACUCCAAGGCGGAGGUGGCAGCUACCACCAAACACCAGUUCUCCGACGCUGAAGACUCUGACAUCAUGGAUGAAGAAGCUGACGAAAUCGAAGAAGACGAAGAUGAGGAUGAGGACUACGAGGGAGAUUCCACUCCAAAAUUGCGCUCAAGAAGCACGAGUCCUCAACUGUGUGGAGCUACUCCUCUGUCAGUCACAUCUACAGCUACCGUCCACGGCUGCUCCCUCGCCUCUCUGUCAGGACCCGACACCGCACAACCCCCCCCCAGCAGAACAUCUGACCAUCCACGGGUCUCGACAUUUGACCACUCAGACAAAUCCAUGGAUGAAGACUCCCUAGCAGUCCUGUCUCCAGACCAAACCAACGCCCUCUUUGACCCUUACUCUUCAUGUCUACUGUCUCCUGGCUGGGAGUCUCCAAUCAGAGAACCAUCCCCUUCUCGCUUACGGUUUCCAUCCCCGAGGCGGGAGCUCCCCGCUCGAGGUCGUUCCUAUCCAAGAUGGGAUACAUCUCCACUGAGGCCCAAUUCACCCAGUUUCAAAUCCAUACAGCACCCCUCCCCAGUCUCACUGGAACGUUCCACUUCACCGGGAACUGAGUUGGUCGGAAAGCGGGAAUGCUCAGUGAGGGGCAGGCAGAGGGUGGUGCUUAGGGCGGUGUCCCCACGCAGAGGCUCUCACCAGCACAAAGGGGGCGGGGAUAAAACCAGACACCAGACAAAGCUGGAGAUGAGUCCACUACCAGGAGCCUUGGAUGUGGAAAUGGAUCAGAGGAGCAGCGCGGCCUCCACUCCUUCUGGAGCGUCCUCCUCUCAGCACCAGAACGUCCUCAGCCACCUCCCUCUCCACUCCCAGCAACAGGCCCACAGUUUGCUCCCGCUCGUUCCUGUGGGGGGGCUCCAGACGCUGCCCUCCCCCGGUACCGAGGCCACGCCCUCCCGGGAGCAGAGCCCCCAGAGCAGCGAGGGACAGCUCUGCAGCAGCCGGGAAGGAUCCGUCCACGGGCCCGAGGCAGUGGGGGAGGACGUUGGGGAGAGCCCCCCCGAGCUCGGGGUCAGGGACGGCAGGCAGGAGGAGGGCGUCCAAACCUGCUUGAAAGCCAUCGCCUCGUUGAAGAUCACCACAGAGGACCCUCAUUAAAUCCAGCCGCCGCGUGGUCUCGGUUUGUGUCGCCCUCCUGCGGCCCUACGGGGGCCGUCUCCGUCCCACCACAGGCAGCAGAGGAAGACUCCGUCUGGUUUGGAUGAAGAACGACGAGCUCUUCAGAGGACUGUGAAGCGGUGUAGAACCGCAAGGUGACGAAUCAUUUCUGGGUGCAGGUGCAAUAUUAUGCUAAUCUGCCUUUGUCUGACAUAGUAUGCGUACAAUUGCACAUAAAUGAUAUUUAUGGAACUUGUAAAAAUGUCUUUAACAUUUACUUCUUCUUAGAUGCAUACAGGCAGUGUAUGUUGCUGUGUGUGCUCUGAAAAUAGACUGUUGUUUGUGUAACCAUAUCAAGGUGUGAUGCAGUAGUCCGGUAACUCGAGGCUAUUUAUGAGGAGACAUGUCUGUGUUUAUGAAACAGUCCGACCAAAUCUGCAGUAGAUGCUUUCUGUGCUGUUUGGUGAUCAAGCGGCGAGGGUCUGUGCCUUGUGUUUCUUUGCUUCUGCGCCUCGUUUCCCUUCAUCUGGAAAAUGUUGGCUGUACGCAGACACGGCUGCACUUCCGCAAACACGGCUGCGGUUCCGCAGCCCGCUUUCAGCAGACACGGCUGCGCAUCCGGAGGCCGGUUUCUGCAAACACGGCUGCGCAUCCGGAGGCCGCUUUCCGCAGACACGGCUGCGCUUUCGGAGGAGUCUCAGAGGAAAGCGUUUUCUUUAUUGUUCCGUCAGCUCUGCUGGAGACAAAUGCAGCUUUUUCUUAAACUCAUUUUUUGUUGCAUUUUCUUAAUGUUGUGGUUUUUAUCCCGUUACAAAUGCAUGGAUUUGCUUUUGCACAAACAUAGAGGAAUAAUUAUGUAAUUAUGAAUACUGUAAGAUGUAUUUAUAUAUUAGAACGUAAGCACUUAUUGAUACUGGUAAACAUUUGACUACUAUUUAUAUGGUAUAUCUGUACUUAUGCAGCAGUGAGGCAGUUAUGCCGUCAACCACUCCGGCUUUUUGAUCUCCUUUGGCUUUGAUGGAAACGGCUUUCUUCUGCCUCGCUUUAGCCAGAUGACCAGAAGCAUUUUCAUGAACUGUAAAAGAUGCACUUUCAUCCGUUCGACUCGGUCAGACGAGGAAAAACUGCGCUCUCUGUGGUCGUGAUACAUUCCACGUGUUCUUCAUCGCGCGAAACUCGGUGCACAAAAAUCAGAGGGGCUACGAUGAUCCGCCGGUUCUUCACGCUUCGUCAUAACAUUUCCUGCAAGUAAUCUUACAGUAACUGCAUGAGUUAUUUAACUGUUAGAGUGCUUAGGCUCAAGAAGUAUGGAACUACUCACCAAAUGCAUUACUGUGUAAAUAUCUACAAAUAUAUGUGUAUUUUUAUGAUUUAAACUAUUUUUGCAGCCUUGAAUUCUGAAAACUUUUUAUGUGGAUUAUUUCUAUCUCUCAGAGGUAAAAUGUCUGCAGCUGUAAAAGGCAAAGGUUUAAUGAAGGAAUAGCACAGUGUUGAUCGUUUAAAAAGUGGUUUAAGAGUGGAAUGGAAAAGAAAAAAUGUCCUCACUCAUGUUUACAUUGAAGAGUUGAAAGGUGUUCUCCUCUGCAGACGAAGGCGUCUUCUCGUGGUCAUGAAACGCUGCAGACAGUGGCGUGAAGGGAAGCCCUUGCAUUUAUUAGCCCACACGUCUGAAAUGUACAGACGGCGUUUUCUUUGCUUCCUCAUGCGUGUCCAUGUUCAGCAAACUGCUUUGUGCCUCUGGUGUCUGUGGACGUUUGCUGUGAAAACACACCGAGGACGAAUCCGUUUGCCUCCCAGAGUUCAUUUCUUUGGAGGGAAUCAAACCCUCGCGUAGCCAAACUGUUGUUAAGGUAUCUGCAUCAAAGGCGAGGGGGACGGGGGACGGAGUGCCUCUUUUAUGCUACAAGGAAUUUAUUGUUUGGUGCUCUACUUUUUCAGAUUAAAAUCUAAACUGUUUUAAGAAAAAAAAACA
Oryzias latipes (Japanese medaka) is the source of this 7916-nucleotide messenger RNA. It is a transcript of the gene hivep2b, whose product is annotated as HIVEP zinc finger 2b. The record is from RefSeq and is a predicted model, not a curated record. Gene Ontology annotation, biological process: regulation of transcription by RNA polymerase II. Gene Ontology annotation, molecular function: RNA polymerase II cis-regulatory region sequence-specific DNA binding; DNA-binding transcription factor activity, RNA polymerase II-specific. Gene Ontology annotation, cellular component: nucleus. NCBI's taxonomy places the organism in Eukaryota, Metazoa, Chordata, Actinopteri, Beloniformes, Adrianichthyidae.